GUUGAAUCCAAAAAUGCUAUAGAAUUUGUGGAAACUUGGCACUCAGACAAAUCAGUCAUCAACAGACACAAAAAGAUAAACCACAAUUAUAUACCAUCACAAGAGACAAUAAAAAGUUAAAAGAAGGAAAAAGUCAAAAACAGAUCCUCUCCAACAGUCAACACACCCAGGUAAGCAGGGAUUAACAGCAGAGAAUGAAGCAGAAAACAAUACCCUAAUCAAGGAACCACCAAGGAGAAAACCCCACCCCCACCAGCAAGGCAAGCUACCUUAAGGGAGCAAAACUCACAUUCAGUAGCACUGGUGAUAUUACCUAGUUAGGUAAUAAAAGGUCUGCAAGCAAACAACCACCUCCAAAAGCAGCAAGGAUUCCAUACUUCAUCCCUGAGCUACAUAUAUUCUCUUCUAUUGGCAGACGGUAGUCAACAGAUAAAGCAAGUAAUUUUCUCCACACCCUAUUGUGAAAAACUGAACAAAAAGCCACUUUCUGGUUGACAAAGACAGGAUGAAAGAGUGCUUGCCAACCUGAGCUAUUUUAAGAUGCAUAGGGUUCAACUCUGGAAUUUUCCAGCCAUGGCUAUGGCUAAGAAUUCUCUUAAGUUGAAGAUGACAAAUGUAAAGUUGCUCAGGUUGGGAAAACUGGCAUAAAGGAAGGCCUCUUGGAAAAGCUUGACUAUUCCUUAGCCAGAUGUACAAGUCACAGGCUGCCUCUCAAAUAAAGGUUCAGCCAUGUUUUGAUGAGGUUGACUAUCCUCCUUCAGGAUAAGAUUGAAUGAUGAAAGAAGGUCGCUGUCUAUAUGGGAAUCUAUAAUAAAAUCUCCAUAAUGGGCAACGUCUUUAUCGUAUUAAUAUAUAAUCAGUUGCCUCUCUGCUGGUUCGAAGUAACUUCUCUCUAUAUAUCCCCUGGAGUCAAGCCUUUUAGUAUUUAGAGCCCAAAUAUCACAUCCAGGUGGAAUAAACUCCAGCCUUAAUGGCUAAUGCUUCAGUUUUUGAAGCAUUGCAGAAUAAAUUGAGUUGUCUAAUAUGAAAAAGUGGCAUGUUCAAACAAUCACUGAAUACCAUUCUAAAGUGGGAAUUGCCUGAUGCUAUUUCUGAGUUUGUGCACUGGACUAUCAGUUUGGAUAGUUGGUGUGCUUGAGGGGCAAUCACAGAAAAGAGAAGAUUGACGAAUUCUCCAAAGCACCUGAGGGCAGGACAAGAAGCAAUGGGUGGAAGCUCAUUAAGGAGAAAUUUCCUAACAGUGAGUAUAAUUAAUGAAUGGAACAGCUUAUAUUCAAGAAUUGGGAUAAUCCAUCGCUGAGAUCUUCAAGAAAAAUUGGACAGUUAUUUGUCUGGGAUGCAGUAAGGUCUCCUGCCUUGAGCAGGGGAUUGGACUAGAGCAGUGCCCCCCCCCCAAUCUUUUGGGCAUAGGGACCAGUUCCGGAUAGGGGUUUUUCCACGGACCAGAGAGGGCGUGGUUUCAUUUGUUGCCUGCAUCCUGCAAAUGGGGCUUUGCUUGUUUGUGUGGCCUGGUUUCUGGCAUGUCGCAUCCUGGUGCUUGUCCACAGACUGGGGGUUGGGGACCCCUGGACUAGAAGACCUCCCAGGUCCCUUUCAGCUCUAUGAUUCUAUGUUUUCUAUGAUCCCAGUUAAAAUGGCUGUUAGAAAUCUUUUUGUGAAACGGGAAGAUUAGGACAACAUCUAGGGGCCCAAUUUUUAAGUCAAUGAUCAGUGCUAAGGAGUCACAGGAAUGGAAAGAGAUCAGGUACAGAAAUUGGAGGAAAUAAGAACUCUGACCCUUCCAACAGCUUGUCGACUUUUCUGAUUGCAUGUUGCAGUGAGAAAAAAAAUGCACAGAGGUUAUCCAAUUCCAACAGUUCUAAAUCAAACUGGUUCAGGAAAAAGAUAAAAUUGGGCUCAAUCUAUUUAGUGUGUUGUUGUUGUUGUUAAUUGCGAAGUCGUGUCCGACCCAUCGCGACCCCAUGGACAACGUUCCUCCAUGUCUUCCUGUCCUCUACCAUCUUCUGGAGUCCAUUUAGUGUGCCAGUCUAUUUAGUGUGCCAGUCUGCUAUUUCCAACAUAGUAACUGUGCAGAAGGUAAAAUGAUAAAUGUCAUAAUUAGAGUUAGCCACAUUGUUGAUUUGGAGGCUAACACUGAGCUGGCUAAUUGACUUAAGUGUGAGCUUGAUGGCCUGCAUAUUUAUUAACUCUAUAGCUGGCUUGAAACUUUUACUUAAAACAAGUUGAUCAACAGGUCCUCAUCAGACUGGAGGCAACUAUGAAAGGUUAAGCUCCUGUGACCACUACUUGGCAGGAAAUCAGAGGGCUCCUAAUUUUACAUGGUUAAACCAGUGUCCAUUUUUUAAAAUUUAUUUAGUAUACAUGAAGAGGGGAAAAAAUACAAAUACAAAAAUACAACCUGAUGCAAGGUUGAGAACUGAUAGUUUUCUAAGUCUUGCCAAUUAAAUUGCUUUAUGUGCAUUGUUGUUGAAAUUAUUAUGUCAGUAUCGUUAUGGCAAGCAAAAAGGGAAUAGAUUUCUAUGAUUAUUCAAUUCCUCAUAAUUUAAAAAAUAUUAUAAAUGAAAGACUUAAAUAGACAUCAAAUUAAAUGUUUUGGAAAUUCAUAUACUGCUUGGCUUUUCAUUUAUCUGAAUUAUUUAAGAACUCCAUACCCUGGGCAAGAAACAGAAAGUAACAUGGACAGUAUUUCAUAUUUAUCUCUUAUCUUUUAUGUACCUUGUUGAUACUGAUGUUUUAUUAUUCUUCAUUUUGCUCAUAACUAGUUCAUAUGGUUGAAGCCAAUUCAAUGCUCCCUCAAUAGCACCAUGGUACAUCUGGGAACAAUGGAUGAGAUCACAAAAGUUACAGAUAGUUACAUGUCUCAUUCCUAUCCAUACAAAUAAAAGUACUAAACAAAUAUAUGGGGUGACUUAAUAUAAUAUUUAAUUACAUUUUGUUAAUGACUGCAGGGGAUUAAUCUCUUAUAUUUGGGUUAGCUUUUCAUUUAUGUGGUGAGGAAUGUACUUGCACUGCAUGUAACCGUGCAUAAAGACUGGAUAUUCUUAGAAAUCUUUCGUGAAUACAGGCUGAAAUCUGUUUGAAAUUGAGACACACGAAGUCGCUGUUUCCUAAGCCCUCCUAUCACAGACGCUGAAUAUAGAAUGGAGGUCUGUUUCUCCAUUUUGAAACGUGGUCACAAGAGGUCGCUGUUUCCUAAGGAAAGCCUCUUAAGUGAAACUGAAAACGCAGAGCCCCUCCCUUAAAGGGACCGACAUUCCUGCCGGCCAGAUCCACAAGGGAAAUAUCGAACAACAGAAAUCUCAACAAGCCAAGAUCCAACCUAUGAAAGCAUUGCCAGUAUGGCUGGGCUACGUGGGCUGCACUCCUGACCCCUUGAAGGCAAGAUAUUUAAAGAAAAAAGAGAGGGGCUUGCGGGUGCUGUGCCUGUGUCUGCGAUGCUUACCUGGCCGACGGGGCUGCUGCAGCUGCUUCUGCUCCAGACCGCCUGGAAAAUGGGGAGCGGCCAGCUCCAUUAUUCUGUGCUGGAGGAAUCCCAGCACGGCACCUUUGUGGGCCGCAUCGCCCAGGAUCUGGGGUUGGAGGUGAGCGAGCUGGUGCCUCGGAUGUUCCGGAUGCUGUCCAAAGGAGAGAAGGACUAUUUUGAGGUAAACCUGCAGAAUGGGAUCUUGUUUGUAAAUUCCCGGAUAGACAGGGAGGAGCUGUGUGCCAAGACUGCAGACUGUGUCCUUCAUCUGGAGGUGAUUGUGGAGAAACCUUUGAGGUUCUUCCAUGUGGAGGUGGAAGUCAAUGAUAUGAAUGACAAUGCUCCCGUUUUCUCUGCCAGGGAACAGAUCCUGAGCAUGGCUGAAUUUACAACAGCAUCUGGUACCCGAUUCCUCUUAGAAGGAGCCUCUGAUGCAGAUAUUGGCACUAAUGCUCUGUUAAAUUACAAGCUCAGCCCAAACAACCAUUUUGCUCUUGAUUCAGGAAAUGAUAAAGAUGAGAGUAAAUCUGUACUACUUGUAUUAAAGGUUCCACUUGACAGGGAGGAGAGCCCUGUGCAUCAUUUAAUACUGACAGCCACUGAUGGGGGUGAACCAAAACUCACAGGAACUGUCCAGCUAGUCAUCAAUGUGCUGGAUGUUAAUGACAACCCUCCUGUAUUUAACCAAUCUGUUUAUAGGAUAAAGUUGCUAGAAAAUUCAGCUAGUGGGUCAUUAGUUGUUACUCUGGAUGCAACAGAUUUAGAUGAGGGGAUUAACAGGGAAAUCUUUUAUUCUUUUCAUGAUAGUGUCCCUCUACAUGUCACAAAAUUGUUCAGUAUAAAUUCUGAUACUGGGGAAAUCAGAGUAAUUGGAAAAUUGGAUUAUGAAGAAAGUAAGUUCUAUGAACUUCCAAUUGUUGCAGAAGAUAAAGGCAAUUCUCCAUUAUCAGGGCACUGUAAAGUUCUCAUUGAAGUGUUGGACAUGAAUGACAAUAUUCCAGAAAUAUCUGUGAAUUCUCUCUCUGUGCCACUGCCAGAGGACUCCCCUCCAGGGAUUGUGGUAGCCAUCCUCAGUGCUUCUGACAGGGAUUCUGGCACCAAUGGACAAAUCAACUGUUUCCUCUUGCCCCCUGGAGUACCCUUCACACUCGAGUCCACAUUCAAGAACUACUACUCCCUGACUGUUGGUGCAGUCCUAGAUCGAGAGCAGGUGGCUGAGUACAGGAUGGUUGUGACAGUGGAAGAUCAAGGCGUUCCACCCCUGUCUUCUAGCAUCAGCCUCUUAGUGCCUAUCAGUGACAUAAAUGAUAAUGCUCCAGCCUUCACACAGCCCUCCUACACAGUCUUUGUGAAGGAGAACAAUCCCCCUGGUUCUCACAUCUUCACAGUAUCUGCCUCAGACCCAGAUGUUGCUGAGAAUGCCCUGACCACCUAUUGGAUAGAAGAGAAGCUGUGGCCAUUGUCAAGCUACAUCUCUGUACAUUCGGAGAGUGGAAAGCUCUAUGCUCUGCAGUCCUUGGACUAUGAGGAGUUGAAACUGGUGGAGUUCCAAGUGAGAGCCAAGGAUGCUGGAAUGCCCUCCUUGUGUGGCAAUGCGACUGUUCAGGUCUUUGUGCUGGAUGAGAACGACAAUGUACCUGUUGUGUCAGAAUCAUCAGAAGAGAACCUGAUUCUUCUAGUGGUCCCCGUGAUGCCUGGGCAUAUUGUAGGCAAGAUCCAUGCCUUGGAUGCAGAUUCUGGAUACAAUGCGUGGCUCAGGUACGAACUGGUUGAAGAAAGCAGUGGUCCAUGGUCUGUGGGCCAGUAUAGCGGUGAGGUGAGUACCAAAUAUUCUCUGGAGGAGUCAGAAGGCAGCAAAAUCCAGAGUGUUCUGGUUCUGGUAAAGGACCAUGGGAAGCCUCAGCUGUCAGCCACAGCCACCCUGAGUGUGUCACUGGUGACGAGUGGUCAGACAAUCAAAACGGAUAUUAAUCUUCAAAGACCAGUGGAGACCUUCCUGCCUCUGGUCGACUCAAUCAACAUCUAUCUGAUCAUUGCCAUCUGCUCUGUUUCCAGCCUCUUCUUCUUGGCCAUUCUCAUCUACGUGGCCCUGCGAUGCCACUGCAAGGCAAAGGAAUCCAUGGUUUAUGGCCCUGGCAUGGCCACCCUGGUCUGUGCCAGUGAAGUGGGCAGCUGGUCCUAUUCCAAUCGCCACAGCCACAUCCUGGCAGGGGUGAGCACAGAGGCUGGUGCCAAGAGUGACCUUAUGAUUUUCAGUCCCAACAUUCCUGUCUUUUCAGAUAAUGGGGAACUAAUCAAUGGGGUUGAUGUGCCCCCAGAUUCUACUAAAAAGAUACCGCUGUUCAAAACUUCCAACACUUACAUAAAUAACAGGGGAGAUAGAGGACAUCCUUGUCUCGUAUUCUUUUGAAUUUCACAUGUUUUAGUUAAUUUCCAUUAAUGAUAAUGUUUGCUUGCUAUGAUGGGUAUAUUGUCUUAUCCCCUUGGAUAAAUUUCUCUCCAAAAUCCAUGUCUUCCAAAACCUUAAAUAUAAAAUCCCAAUUUAAGUUAUCAAAAGCUUUCUCUGCAUCCAGAAAUAUUAGAGCUGCUUGCUUCUCAUUAUGAAAUUGUAAAUAUUCAACAACAUUCAAAACAGUACUCACUCACUCAUUGUCUCUCAAUUGUCUUUCUGGCAAAAAGCCAGAUUAGCCUUCAUGACUGUAAGGCUGUAGAAAUUUCUUCAACCCUUCUGCUAGUAUUGCAGUAAAAAAAAUUAUAUAGUAAUUGUUUAAUAAUAAAAUCAGUAUAUAAUUUUUUAUCCUCAGAACAUCUUGACCCUCCUUAGGUAAUAACACAAUAUUAGCUUCUUUUCAAGUUUGAGGUAUCUCUAUAUCCUAUAGUACAGAAUUCAUUACAUCCUUUAAUGGCUUAGGAGUUACUUCUCAAAAUAUUUGUUAUAUUGGCUUGUGAGGCUGUCUGGAGCUGGAGCUUUACCUAUUUUCAUUUUUUAAUAGCUUCUGAUAUUUCAAAGGUAGUUACUGGAAUCACAUUGGUUCUUUUUGAUCUCUCACUACAUUUUGCUAGCAUCAACCAUAGCAUCUUUCGGGCCUGCCUGAAGAGAUAGGUGCCGGGAGGUACAGUAUUGCAAGAA
This is a messenger RNA of Crotalus tigris (Tiger rattlesnake), 6593 nucleotides long. RefSeq names its product protocadherin alpha-1-like. The record is from RefSeq and is a predicted model, not a curated record. The transcript has 2 exons. Gene Ontology annotation, molecular function: calcium ion binding. NCBI's taxonomy places the organism in Eukaryota, Metazoa, Chordata, Lepidosauria, Squamata, Viperidae. Gene Ontology annotation, cellular component: plasma membrane. Gene Ontology annotation, biological process: homophilic cell-cell adhesion. The coding region runs from base 3435 to 5873 and encodes 812 amino acids.